UCCCCUCAACACUCAGCCUUACUUACAUGCGGAAACUGUUUGUGUUUGUUUUACUAAACUUCACUUCUUAACAAUCCGUCGUGUCGUUAAGUAGUGGUGAAGUGAAGUGACGAAGGAGUGAUUGCUGAGACUGUUAGUCUUUACUAUUCAGGCUUAUUCACUCGUUUAAUCAAUAGUUGAUUUAAACUAUUUUAUCACGAUGUCUUCUGAGAGUAAUACUAUGAAAAUGGAGAAAAUACAAAUGCAGAGUUGGGAUGCGUUGGCAACCACUUUGCGGAGUGUCAAUACUAAACAUCUUGAUAUGAGGAAUGUCCGGAUUUCUGAAAAAACCUGAGGUUCGCAAGACCUGGAGGAGUGAUUGUGUCAAAGCUCUUAGUAAGGUAAAUACGAUGGUGAAGUUAGAUCUGUGUCGCUGCUCCUCGGAUUUUCUGGAUGAGAUUGUUGCCGUCUGUCCACAGCUGGAGUACAUAUCGGCUAAAGCUAUCAAGAACAGCCAAAUUAAUAUGACAAACUUAGGAAAUUGUCAAAAUUUGAUAGAACUGAAUAUCAAAGGCCUGGAAGGGAUAACAGUAAUCAAUGUGUCUGUACUUAUGAAUUUCACUAAAUUAAAGCACCUGUCACUGAUGACAGUGAAGAACAUGUCGGAGGUUCUGGAGGUGGUAGGCAAGAUGACUCAGCUGGAGUCUCUAGAGCUGGGGGAAAUGAUCAAUGUGACAGAGACACAUGUGAUACAGGGCUUCUCACAGCUCACUAAUCUCAAACGGCUUCGCCUCAAGAAGGGACAACAGGACUGCCCCACAAAUGCCAUCAUGCAGACCAUCAGCAAGUUACCAUCUCUGAACCAUCUGGAGCUGAUCAACUUUGACAGCACUAAAGGAUUUGAUGCCUUCUUAGGAAAAUGUUCCAACAUUAGUACAUCAUCAAUGGUGCUAAAGUUGGUGCCCAUCAAUGCAAUACAGGUAAAUACGUUGGUGAAGUUAGAUCUGUGUCGCUGCACCUCGAAAGUCCUGGAGCAUAUUGCUGCCAUCUGUCCACAACUGGAGUACAUAUCGGCUAGAGCUAUCAAGAGCAGUCAAAUUAGUUUGACAAACUUAAGAAAUUGUAAAAAUUUGACAGAAUUGAAGCUUAAAGGCCUGAGAGAGUUAUGUGUCAUUGAAGUGUCCUUACUCUUGAAUCUGACUAAAUUAAAUCACCUGUCACUGAUAUCGGUCAAUAACAUGGCGGUGGUACUGGAGGUGGUAGGCAAGAUGACUCAGCUGGAGUCUCUAGAGCUGGGGGAUAUGAUGAGUGUGACAGAGACACAUGUGAUACAGGGCUUCUCGCAGCUCACAAAGCUCAGACAUCUUCGCCUCGAGAAGGGACAACGUGACUGCCCUACAGAUGCCAUCCUACGGACCAUCAGCCAGUUACCAUCUCUGAUACAGCUAGAGCUUAUAAAUUUUGAUGUCAAGGCUGGAUUUGAGGUAUCCUUGGCUCGAUGUUCAAACAUCAAAAUACUGCUCAUGAUUCCCACCUAUGUAACACAGUCAGCAACUACCAACCACCUGGUGAUGGAGGGUGUAAGCAAACUGGACAAAACGCUUAACUUCUUUGUUUGGGGAUUAACACUAGAGCUGUUGAGAGUCACGGACAAGUUUAUCGACCUGUGGGAGACGGGCCAGAAGAACACAUCAGCAAAGAAUCCCAUUCAAAAUCCACAGAAGGAGUCUGCAGGAAACUGUGUUCCGUUACUGAAGCCUGCCAUCGCCGAUGGUAAGAAGCCCAAGGAGGGAGCAGUGACGCAGGUGGAUGUGGUGCAACUGCCUAAGCUGCACAACAUGCUGACCGCCCUGCUACCCAACACAAAGAUAAUGAUCCUGAAAGUUCCGUUCAGUGCCACAUGGCGACAGACCAUUUCUGGGUUAUUAAAUCAGUGACUAAACUCACUAUGGAGACUUUUUAAAGUAUUUUCAUUGAAUAUAAAUUAUUAAUUUGUAAGAACUGACACAGGAUUGAUUUUGUAUCAUUUCUGUUGUUUAACCCAUUGAGUGCCACAGCGCCGCUAAUUUUGACGGUACGAAAAGUGCAUAAAGUGCCAGCGUCGCCAAUUUUGACGUUUCUCAUUUCGAUAAUAUUUUAUAUAGUACAAGAUUAUUUUGGCCAAAU
Molecule: messenger RNA, 2145 nt
Organism: Homalodisca vitripennis (glassy-winged sharpshooter)
Lineage: Eukaryota; Metazoa; Arthropoda; Insecta; Hemiptera; Cicadellidae
Exons: 11
Coding region: 309-1916 (535 amino acids)
Source: RefSeq, a predicted model, not a curated record